Messenger RNA from Owenia fusiformis, 777 nucleotides. NCBI's taxonomy places the organism in Eukaryota, Metazoa, Annelida, Polychaeta, Sabellida, Oweniidae. The record is from the annotation of a GenBank genome assembly.
GGUCCAUCAUGAGACUUUUCAUACUUGUGUCAAUAUGUGUGGUGACCGUUUCCUUUGCUAAACCAACUAAGUUAAACAACAGAGUCAAAGAAGAUGAGGCUAAUAAGAAUGAGGGACUGGCCUUGGGAAAGUUGACCAAUGAAGAACGGCAGAUGGUUCAGAUGGAACGAAACCAAAUGAAAGCAGAAGAGGCCAGUAAUAAAGCAAAAGGGAAGGCUGGAAAAUCAAGCCAAGUUGAUGCUGACCAAGCCCUUGAAGAAAACAAGGCUGGAGGCAAAGGGAAAGGAAAAGAUGAACAAGCAAGCAAAUCAAAAGGUAAAGAUAAUAAAGGACUGAAACUAGGUCAGUUGAGCAAAGAAGAUAAAGAGAGAGUUCUUGAAGAGCAUAAAGAGAGGGCCAAAGGUAAAGAAAAUAAAGGAUUGAAACUAGGUCAAUUGAGCAAAGAAGAUAAAGAGAGAGUUCUUGAAGAGCACAGAGAAGAGGCCAAAGAAAAUAAAGGACUGAAACUAGGUCAGGAAAAUAAAGAGAAAGAGCAUGAAGAACAUGAACGAGAGGUAAAUGAUAAAGAAAAUAAAGGACUGAAACUAGGUCAAUUGAGCAAAGAAGAUAAAGAGAGAGUUCUUGAAGAGCACAGAGAAGAGGCCAAAGGUAAAGAAAAUAAAGGAUUGAAACUAGGUCAACUGAGCCAGGAAGAUAAAGGGAGAGUUCUUGAAGAACACAAAGAGGCCAAAGGUAAAGAAAAUAAAGUAAAGGAAAAUAAAGAGGAUAAAGAGAGAG